ACCAAGGUUAGUUCCAGUCCAAUAAGAUGAGGAAGAUCUGGGACAAGUGUUACACCGGAAGGAGAAUGAGAAUGGUUGACAAAGAAACAGGUGUUAUCCUUUGGCUUGAGCAUGUGUGUGGUUCUUCUUUAGAUUGCGAACGUUUUUCUGAGCAUUUUUCGGGAAGUUUUUCUGCGAAAAUUGCUACAAUUUAUUUUGGUCAUGAUUAUGUCAAGAUCAGAGCAGUUCUCUAAUUCUCUUAUGAAAGUUCUGUGGAAAGUCAUGAUUGUUUCAGGAGUAUUGAUCUAUGGAUCUCAUGCUAUAUUGAUCAACUUGUGUAAAAAUGAAAAUGGGAAAAUUCCAUUCAGUUCUGCAUCAGUGGUCUUGUUGAGUGAAGUCAUGAAGUUUGUCUUCUCUGUUACCUUCCUAAUUCCAGAGAUGCUGCGUGGUGCAGUGCAUUUUCUGCCAUUAAAAACCCUUGUGUUCUUUUCCAUCCCUGCUCUUCUGUACUGCAUCAGUAACAACACAGCAGUACAUGUGCAAGGUUACCUUGAUCCAGCAAGCUUUCAGGUAUAGUUUAAAAAAGGUGUAAAUUUGUGAUCUCAGUCGAUUGUGCUAAAUAUUUCAUGAGAUAAGUACUUUUUCUUGCAUAGUUAUGGCAGACUGAAAAAUGCUCAGGACAUAAUACAAGUGUAUAACUAUGUUAAAAACAGUGGAAAGCAGAUUUACAUUACUGUUACUGGCAUCCUCUUGAUGAUAUUUUACUGCACAAUGUCAGGACUGGCUGGAAUUUCAACAGGUUAUUUUCAUUUGACUUGCUAUCUUUUUUUUUCUAUUCACUUGCAAAACACUUUGAUGUAUUUGUAUGGAAUCAUUUUCAAUCUUUUGGCUUACACUUCAACAAAUCACUCAGCAGGAACCAUCUAUGACACAUCUGCGGGAUUUUUUCAUGGUUAUUCAAAGUGGACUGUGGUGAUCGUUUUCUGCCAGGCCACGAAUGGACUUAUUUUAUCAGCGGUUAUGAAACACUCCAGUAACCUGAUCCGUUUGCUAAUCAGAGCUUGUGCAAUGAGCGUCAAUACAGCCUUGUCCAUGGCUAUAUCCUCACUACAGCUCAACCUCUACUUCAAUGUUGCUUUCAUUUUAGUCAUUGUUGCUUUGAAACUCUAUCACAGCUGAGGUAAGGGAGUAAAAUUAACAACUUGUGGAAGAGAGUUAUUUCAUACGGUGUGUUUUUUAAGCCAGUGAAAAUAGCAGAGUAAAAGAACGAGUUUAAGUAUUCGAGAGAAUUCCUUAAACUGAACCAUGCAACAAUUUCUGAUGAUUCAUUUUAAUGUAUUCUAAUGUAUUAUAAAAUAUUCGUAGCUUGUAUAAUUGUUUUGUUUUUUUCAUCUCUGUAAGGAAGCACUGUGAGCUUAAAGAAUUUGGUUAACAAAAGAAAAAACGUCUGUACUUCUUUAUCGAAACAUUAUAGAUGAGGCGGUGGAGUUCGAAAGUAGUCAUAAAUUUAUCAUUCUAUGCUUUUAGUUUGUACAUAUUUUGCCAC
Messenger RNA from Pocillopora damicornis (cauliflower coral), 1525 nucleotides. Its product is annotated as putative UDP-sugar transporter protein SLC35A4. NCBI's taxonomy places the organism in Eukaryota, Metazoa, Cnidaria, Anthozoa, Scleractinia, Pocilloporidae. The record is from RefSeq and is a predicted model, not a curated record. Gene Ontology annotation, biological process: pyrimidine nucleotide-sugar transmembrane transport. Gene Ontology annotation, cellular component: Golgi membrane. Gene Ontology annotation, molecular function: pyrimidine nucleotide-sugar transmembrane transporter activity.